Molecule: messenger RNA, 675 nt
Organism: Oncorhynchus nerka (sockeye salmon)
Lineage: Eukaryota; Metazoa; Chordata; Actinopteri; Salmoniformes; Salmonidae
Product: C-X-C motif chemokine 13-like
Exons: 4
Coding region: 6-434 (142 amino acids)
Biological process (GO): immune response; chemotaxis; defense response
Cellular component (GO): extracellular region
Molecular function (GO): chemokine activity
Source: RefSeq, a predicted model, not a curated record
UGCACAUGAAUUCCAUCACUCACUCUCAGAGCACUUCGAUCUUGAUCUUUAACCACAGCCAACCCAGACUCAAGAUGCCCUUCAAGCCACACUACUUGUUGGUCGUACUGACUCUCUGCUGCGUUGCUGCUCUUCACGCGUUUCCUAUGGGCGGCUUCGCUCCUCGUCUGACGUGUCGUUGCAUCCGGACGUCCCCUGCCUUCAUCUCUCCCACCAGGUUUCACAAGUUGGAGGUCUUACCUGCAGGAGCCCACUGUAGUCGCAUGGAGAUGAUCGUUACCAAGAAGGACAAGACCAUCGUCUGUGUGAAUCCAGAGGCAAAAUGGAUCAAAAAAGUAAUUGCCCGGUUACAAAGUAACAACAAGAGAAGUGCAGGUGUCCCCAUCUCAACCACGACGGACGGCAUCAACAUGAUAGUGGAACAGCUACAGUAACACCAUGCAGGUGUCCCCAUCUCAACAUGAUAGUGGAACAGCUACAGUAAACGGUCAUCAUCAUCACAAGAUUCAAUCUGGAGCAAAAUGGAAUGAACACAACACAAGUUUACCAAUGCAUUCAAUUGUAAUAUUGUAAUACCAAAUUAUUUAAUUUCUCUGAAAUGAUCUCUGUACGUAUUAUUUCAUGUCCUUAUAAUGUAUCGUCUCCAACCAGAGAAAUAAAGAUGGACAAAACAUA